Molecule: messenger RNA, 4532 nt
Organism: Dendronephthya gigantea
Lineage: Eukaryota; Metazoa; Cnidaria; Anthozoa; Malacalcyonacea; Nephtheidae
Product: diacylglycerol kinase zeta-like
Exons: 40
Coding region: 212-2809 (865 amino acids)
Biological process (GO): lipid phosphorylation; diacylglycerol metabolic process; intracellular signal transduction
Molecular function (GO): ATP-dependent diacylglycerol kinase activity; protein binding
Source: RefSeq, a predicted model, not a curated record
UUCCACACUUAUCGCACGAUCGCGUGAGCAUUCCAAUUUCGAGCCGUGAUCGAUGUGUUGACCUUUCGGCCGAUCGGAUCGAACACUGUUGUACUCACUGGGCAAAAUAUUACUGCUUUUCAUCGUGAUGCCGUGUGUCUACAGCCUGAAGUGCAUACCAAAUGGGAGCUCUGCCCUUGAAAUGUGCUAAAAUGCAUUUUAGGAUCGAAAUAUGGCAUCUGGGGACAGUUUAAAGAAUUUACCUGCCGAUUUACUGACACCUCUCUGGACUGCAACGGCAGCAACGCCGGAAUUUAAAGACGAGAUCGACUCCAGUGGUCACAGUUCAGAAAAGGAAACGAAAUCAAUAGGGAAGUCUAAGUCGCUCACGUCUGCAGCUGCAAAAGAUGCGAAAUCGCAAAGCCUAAAUCAAGUCGACUGGACGGAAAGCGCCGUAAAUGCCGAACAUCUUUGGACUGACGCAGAUUCGUCUGGUCACUCGUGCUGCAUACCUGAUAACGAAUGCAUGAAAUCGGGAUCAAAACUAAAGUGUACAGCAUGUAAAGUUGCAGUUCACAUAAAAUGUAUGGAUAAUUUAGAAAGGGUAAAUAUAAAAUGCAAAGCUACAUUUCGUGAAGGAAGCAGAAGAUCGGCUGAUGAAGAGUUUCAAACGCGCCACCACUGGGUGUAUCAAAGAAAAUACCAUGGAAAAUGUUCGCAUUGUGGAAAGUCAUUUCACAACACGCGCAAUGUUAAGGAUAUUGUCGCUGUGAGUUGUUCAUGGUGCAAACGUGCUUAUCACUUCAACAACGAAUGUGCUGCGUCGUUAAAAGAAAAUGUCUGUACUCUUGGCCAGAACAGCAACCUAAUUGUUCCACCAACAUGGGUGGUAAAACUACCUAUAAAACGGUUUCGAAGUUCAUCAAUAAAAAAGCGACAUGCAAAAAGGAAGUCAGGAAGGGAGAGAAAAGCAUUUGCAGUCAGACCUGUCGCCGGAGACGCUCGUAGCCCUCUACUUGUAUUUAUCAAUCCUAAAAGUGGAGGUAAACAGGGAUCCAAAAUCAUUCGUAAAUUUCAAUGGAUUUUGAACCCACGGCAGGUGUUUGACUUGUCCCAAGUUGAACCAAAGUUUGGCCUGCAGCUUUAUCGCCGAGUCCCAAACUUAAGGAUACUGGCUUGUGGCGGCGAUGGAACGGUUGGCUGGGUUCUCUCGGAGUUGGAUAACCUGCAGCUAUCACCUUCUCCUCCAGUCUGCAUAUUACCUUUGGGGACUGGGAACGAUUUGUCAAGAGUACUAAAUUGGGGAGGGGGUUAUACCGAUGAACCAUUGGAAAGAAUAUUGAACCAUCUCGAAGACGCACAGAUCGUUCAACUUGAUAGAUGGAAUCUUCUUGUCACUGGAAACGAACAAAGAGAAAAGCCUGAACCGAAUUCUGUUUCAAAUUUACCGUUGAAUGUAAUGAACAAUUACUUCAGCGUCGGGGCGGACGCCGAAGUAAGCCUCGAAUUCCACGAAUCGAGAGAGGCCAAUCCUGAUAGGUUUACGAAUCGCUUGUACAGUUUAUAUUUUUACGGAAAGCAUGGUAGUCGAAGUGUAAUACAACGGAGGUCGAGGGAUCUUUUUCGCCAUGUUAAGUUAGAGUGCGAUGGCGUCGAUUUGAGUGAGAAGUUAGCGGAGCUAAAACCUCAGUGUCUUAUUUUCCUCAAUAUAUCCUCAUUUGCAGGAGGGACGUAUCCUUGGGGAAGUCCGUUAAAAGAGUACGAGGAAUUCAAAGGCCAGCGACAUGAUGAUGGCAUUUUGGAGGUUAUUGGUUUGACCUCGACAUCUUUAGCCACGACACGCGUUGGUGGUCACGGCUUGCGACUUGCGCAAUGCCAGUCUGCUGUUUUAACAACGAAUAAAGACUUGCCCUUUCAAGUCGACGGUGAGCCCUGUCGUCUCUUGCCGUCUGUCAUCAGGAUAAACCUGCGGAAUCAAGCAAAUAUGAUACAGAAAGUUAAGAAAACGCCGUACAGAUUCAACUCUAACCUAGGGAGUCCCUUGUCUCCUGUGCCGCCAAUCAAUGCGAAAAUUUACGUGACAGAAUUUGAAGAUUACCAAAAACAUUUUCAUGACAUCAACAAGAUUGCUGAAGUUUCGAAGCUCAUGACAACAAUUAGUGUUGAAUCUCGAUGUGACUUGAAGUAUUUAAGAUUGCUCAUCGACGACAUACUGAAAAAGGAGAACAAAGAGAGCGUUAAACUUGAGAGCAACUGGUGUUUCCUGGACGCCUCCUACAGCGACCGAGUUUAUAGAAUAGACCCUGGACAAGAAGGCCUUUAUGACGUGGCAGACAUUCUGGAGGAUGGAGUAUUUAUUGUUAAGAUAAACGAAGAGGAAGAGGCUGAGAGAAUAGCCAAGGAGGAUGCCUUAACGCAAGAAUUAAUCAAGGCUUGCAGCGAGGGAGACAUUAGCAAAGUGGAACGUUUUCAACAAUCCGGAGUAAGCCUUUCUCGUGCAGAUAUAUAUGGCCGUUCACCAUUACACUAUGCAGUCAUCAACAGUAGACAAGCCAUUGUGGAAUACAUCGUGAGUCAUGUCUGUGUUUCUGCGUUAAAUCAAGUGGACGACACUGGCCAGACCGCCUUGCAUAAAGCAGCCAUAUUUCGGCAACCCAUGAUAUGCACGAUGCUAGUGCAUGCUGGUGCUGACAUUUCAAGAAUGGAUUACAAUGGAAAUACCGCUGCAAUGAUUGCAACAGACAUGGGAAAUACUAAACUUGCAAGUUAUUUAACAGAACAUGAAAAUUCACAGAAAGAAGACAGCGACGGGCAGGAGACCUCGGUAUGACGUCAUCGUAAGUAAGGAAACAUACACACAACACGUGUCACGUAGGAAAAUAUUUGAAUCAUUCUGUGCAUCGUUUAGUCAGGCCGUCGGAGGAAGGAACGUGGAUUACGAGUCAGAUUAGAAGUCACCAUGAUUUGUGGCUUUAUUCGAUAUUUUACGGCUGCCAAAUGCAUAUCUAAACUUCGCGAGUAAAUAUCGCUUGUAUUGGCAGGUAAAUGUCACGUUUUCCUCCGAUAUGCCAGACAAGAGCUGGACGAUAUUUAGAUGUCGUCUAAAUUGAAGAAAAAAUUCAGGCUUCGCGUGCUUUGAAAACUUUAAAGCAUUAAUGUGAUAGUCCUCUGCAAUGAUAAGUAUAACGGGUUUAGAUCCGACUUUUGCUAAAGAGCGAUGGCAACAAAUUUUUAUUGUCGCAUUUCAAAGCAAAAUUAUGUAUUUAGAUUUUCACUUCGUCUUUUAUAACUUGUGGUUUUUGAUGUGACAUUGAAAUGUAACCUGUAAUAAAGAAAUUAGUUAUCCGCCAUUUUGGAUUAUCGAGGAUAAGCGUGAUGACGUCAGGUUUUGUAUAACGCGGGUAGAUCUUGACAGCUAGUGACAAAAAUAAACCAGAAACUCGCUGUUGGUGGCUUCGCCACAAGAUGCCGGACAAUUCAACAUAACCCGUUGCAGUCAGUUUUGCAAGGAUUCCAAUAAAACAGGAAAAUUCAGUAUCAGGAUUUCGUAGAUGAUUUUAAAGAAGCGAUUUGAAUUGAGACAAUAAUUUUUCAGUUGCCAUUGUCCUUUAAAGGGACUAAAACCAAUCGGAUACUUUGCCCAGUAACGAACCAUAGUAGCUCAUGGUUUAUACAACCUUCGAUACAAAACAUCGUCAACGAUUCUCCUCCCGGUGUGCGCCGGAGAUUUGAAGAAUAACUGACAAACAUCUAGGUUUGUGCUAUGGAUUAGUAUUAGGGUGCGUUAGAAGCUAACGUCAGGGUUUUGGUGCGUUGGCGUUUAGCAUUAGAGUUAGGGCUGGAAUAAUAAACCUGGAUCACAUAUCGAGUAGGGUAAUUCGAGUAUCAAGAUGGCGGCUAACUGUAUAAAGUUCAGCCAUUUAAUAAUAUUGAUCAGUGAGCUCUACGAAGAUCGAAAUGUCGACAACUCAAUAACCACGAUCUUUUAAACCAAUUUGUACCUAAAUUGGGCACUAGUUCCAGUCUCUGCUUUGCCAUAAUCAUCCACCGUGAAGACCAAAAUAGUAGAAAUAGACUGGCACCGGAAUCCAAUUCACAUAUAAAUUGGUUUCUAUGGCGGCGACCGAGUUAUCGUUCUAGUUCACUUGGAGUUAAUUGUAUUCAAUUAAUAUAACCAAUAUGGCGUCGACGUCUUUCAUUUUUGAACAACGAAAAUGCACAUUGAAGGCCAUCCAUAUCGAAGCGCGUAGGCCUGGAGUCCAGUUCAUUUCUUCUUGUGUGCCGCUAAAUUGCAUGCGCCAGGAGGAGAAUCGCGGCGUUCUAACCUUGCAAUUUUUAAAUGGCAAUAAACUCAGCCGUAGCUAAGCCUAUUUGAGACCAUUCAAAGGCUUCGAUUGCUUCACGGACAUAUGUACCUGGACGUUUUAAUAAAUAGACAAAAUAGUUGCCGUGAUUUUUGAAAAUCACAACAUCUCAGUCGAAUAAUUUUCAGACUGUUAAACCAUUCCAAGAAUCGAAGCGGCUGUACAGAAUUAUUAGUAAAUGUUUUAAUA